AUGUCGUUAAAGGCGUAUGAAGAUGCGUGUACCAGGGCUGAGUUAUUUGGCCAGCCUGUGCCUGAUCGUGAAGAGUUUUUGUCAAAACAUAAACAUUUAGAUGUUGUAGAAUUCGAAGAAGUGGAAAUUCGAACGGCAGAGAAUACUGCCAUGCUAGAUGACCAAUUAAAGGAAGGUACGGGUGGCCUAGCUGAACUGAACACAAUACUUGACUCUACCCAAACUAAAAUCAAUAAAUUAAAGGGAGUCUGCGGUACGAUCACCAAUUUUUUUCGCGUUAAGAUGUCUGCGAAGGACAACCUAUCCUAUUCCAGUGAACCAAGCUACGUAGGGCAGACGAAUUAUGAUAAAGAUUAUAUCCCACCUACUUCAGAAAAUGGCUCCAUAAACCAGGGCCUUGGUCCCGAAGACAACGAAAUGACACCGCGCGCGGGAAAAUCAAAACAAAAUGGCGGCGACAUUAACACCGCUUUAGACGAUUUAAAAAAGAUGGAGGAAAAUUCGUCGUUAUUGGGUAAGGCAGCUGCUAAAGAUAUUGGAAAACAAGUAAAUACACAGAUUAGUAAACUGGAUCAGUUAAUUAAUCAAGCUGAUAGAGCUCAGACGUCUUUGAACCAUCAGAACAAGCAAAUGCGAACAUUUUUGCGAUAAUUUUAUCUGAAUGUUAAUUUUUACUUGUGUCUCAUGUCGCUGCAUCUUACAAUUAGUUUUCCUGUUAGUAGAUCUUUUUGAUAUCGGCUUUGAACUGCUUUGUGUAUCAAAGCUUAAAGUGCCAUUUAAUUCGUAAUAUUAAGAUGAAUGACAUAAAUAGAUUUCAAAUGAAAGAUUGAGAAGGAAGUCGUAUAAAUUUGCAACAGCAUGAGAUGCGGUAAAUGUAUUAAUUAGUGAGAAAUUGUGUGAAGAUGCUUAGCCACAAAUGUCAGUAAUUGCAGAAGGUAUCAAAUAUUCGUAAAUGCUUAGCGUAUAAUGGUUAUAUUGUUAUUGGAUAUAGGUAAUACGGUAGUUCACAAGUAGUCAAAUUCAAUAGCUGGUACUUUUAUUGAAAUGUCAAAAACGAUACUUUUCUAUAUUUCUACAUCAAAUAUCAUACUUAUUUCCCGAAACUAGCCAAUUUUUGAGUUGGCCAUACUUGGAACGAAUGGGCGCUCGGCUUGACCGGAGUGGUACCACAUCCUUAUAUAGAGGUAGAAAACCAGCGUGGAACAUUGUCGAUAAGUGCAUCGACGUCAUAGGGUAAGACGUCGACGGAGUCGCGGAAGACUUAACGGGUUGCCGGGGCUCCGGCUGGAAG
Molecule: messenger RNA, 1291 nt
Organism: Spodoptera litura
Lineage: Eukaryota; Metazoa; Arthropoda; Insecta; Lepidoptera; Noctuidae
Source: RefSeq, a predicted model, not a curated record